Phalaenopsis equestris is the source of this 1025-nucleotide messenger RNA. RefSeq names its product ESCRT-related protein CHMP1. The record is from RefSeq and is a predicted model, not a curated record. The transcript has a single exon. Gene Ontology annotation, biological process: protein transport; late endosome to vacuole transport; endosome transport via multivesicular body sorting pathway. Lineage: Eukaryota; Viridiplantae; Streptophyta; Magnoliopsida; Asparagales; Orchidaceae. Gene Ontology annotation, cellular component: ESCRT III complex; multivesicular body. Bases 230 to 844 code for a protein of 204 amino acids.
CAUAACAAACUACGUCAUCCACAAAUAGAUUUCAACCUCUGCCAGUUUUCCGGAAUUUCAACCUCUCAGCUCGCCUGAGCCCUACCUUCUUCUUCAAUUUCUAUCUCCUCCCACCUUGCAGCUGCAGCGCGCGCGCUCUCUAUCUCUCUGUGGAGUAUUGAUCACUGUAAUCGUUGCUAUUUCUUCUUCUUCCAAAACCAAACCCUAAGUGCAAGAAUUGAAAGCGAGGAUGGGGAAUACGGAGAAGCUGAUGAACCAAAUAAUGGAGCUCAAAUUCACUUCGAAGAGCCUUCAGCGUCAGGCUCGAAAAUGCGAGAAGGAGGAGAAGGCGGAGAAGCUCAAGGUCAAGAAGGCCAUCGAGAAGGGUAACAUGGACGGUGCCCGAAUCUACGCGGAGAAUUCCAUCCGAAAGCGCAGCGAGCAGAUGAACUACCUCCGCCUGGCCUCCCGCCUCGAUGCUGUUGUCUCUCGGUUGGAUACCCAAGCUAAGAUGCAGGUCAUCGGCAAAUCCAUGGGCUCGAUCGUCAAGUCCCUUGACUCCGCUUUGGCGACAGGCAACCUUCAGAAGAUGUCUGAGACGAUGGACCAGUUCGAGCGCCAGUUCGUUAACAUGGAGGUUCAGGCUGAGUUCAUGGAGGGCGCCAUGGCUGGAUCUACUAGCCUCUCUACUCCUGAGGCCGAGGUCAGUAGCCUUAUGCAGCAGGUUGCGGAUGAUUACGGUCUUGAGGUCUCUGUUGGCCUGCCCCAAGCCGCUGCUCAUGCCAUUCCUAAUUCCAAGGAGAAAGAGAAGGUUGAUGAGGAUGAUCUGUCCAGGCGGCUUGCUGAGCUUAAAGCUAGGGGUUAGACGUUGAUGUUGGUGAUGAUGAUGAUGAUGAGGAGCUCAUUAUAUGCUUGUGGGUGAUUAUUGCUCUUUAAUGUGGACACUUUAUCUUCGUUUUAUAUCUAUGUAGUGUUUUUAACUUGAGAAUGAUAUGCUAUGGUAUGCUAUUAAACUAAGUGCUGUGUCAGUAAAACUCUUGUAUUGG